This is a messenger RNA of Cotesia congregata, 1386 nucleotides long. Lineage: Eukaryota; Metazoa; Arthropoda; Insecta; Hymenoptera; Braconidae. The record is from the annotation of a GenBank genome assembly.
AUGAUUGAACUCGAAGUAUUAGAAAAAAAUGGAGUUGAUAUUUAUUUAAUUGAUGGAAGAAAAAUUAAAUUAUUUUUUAAACUAAGUCUGAUUUUGGGUGACAACCUCGGUUUACAUUCGAUACUGGGUUUCACUGAAAGUUUUAAUUCCACUUACUCUUGUCGAUUUUGUAAGAUGGACACAGUUCAACGUUCAUUAGCUAGCUUAGAAGAUAAAAAAUUACUGCGCGAUAAAGAAUCAUAUGAGACUGAUAUACUAUUAAAAGAUCCAAGUUCUACUGGCAUUAAAGAAAAAUGUAUUUUUAACCGUCUUUCUAAUUUUCACGAUUUAGAUAAUGUUGUUGUUGACAUAAUGCAUGACUUUAUCGAGGGUUUUGUCCAUCGAGAUAUGUGUGAUAUUUUAGACUAUUAUAUAAAUAAAGUUAAACUCUUUUCUUUAUUAGACUUAACGUCUCGAAUAAAACUUCAUGAUUUCGGUGAAUUUGAUAUUAAAAAUAAGCCGCUUGAAAUUUUACCAAAUCAUUUAAAGAAUAAAUCCUUAAAAAUGUCAGCUGGUGAAAUCUUAUCGUUCGUUCGUCAUUUUGGAAUUAUAAUGGGAGAUUUGAUUCCAGAUGACGAUGUUGUUUACAGACUUUAUUUAAAUUUAGUUAAUAUUCUUGAUAUCAUAUUAGCAAGAUCCAUUCACAAAAAUUGUAAAGGAUUAUUAAAAACUUUAGUAUCUGAACAUCAUACAUUAGUGCUUACUAUUUUUAAUCGGCAUUGUAAAACAAAAGAGCAUAAUUUAAUUCAUUAUGAUACAGUGAUGCAUACUUCUGGUCCUUUGAUUAAUUUCUCUGGAAUGCGAUGGGAAGCAAAACAUAAAGAAUCGAAGAUGUUAGCGGUAGUUUCAAACUCUAAAGUAAAUAUAUGCCAAACUUUAGGCGUUAAGCAUCAGCUCAAGUUUGCAUAUCUCGUACAAUCAAAUACAAUGUUUCCAACCGAACUACUACUGGGAGAGUUGAAAAAAGUGACCACAAAAACGUUAUAUUCAGUACAUAAUGAUGAAUGUUUAAUUGUCAAUAAAUUAUCUCACAAAACUGUUAACAGUUAUGACUGGAUUGAAAAGAGAGGAAUAAAAUACAAGUCAAGAAUGGUUUCAUGUACUUCCCACGAAAAUCAAAAAUUAAAUUUUGGCAUUAUUAAUUAUAUUAUAAUUGAGAAUUACAUUAUUUAUUUUAGCUAUCAAAAAUUAUUAACAGUUUUUGACGCUCAUUGUCAUGCGUUUAAAAUAAUAAAUUUAAAAAGUGAUAAUUAUAUUGUAAGUUAUGAAGAUUUAGUUUAUAUUUAUCCAGUUUCACUUAUUCAAAAAAAUGAUGAAUAUUAUAUUUUACAUCAUUACCUUGCAUGA